Messenger RNA from Daldinia childiae, 687 nucleotides. RefSeq names its product C-factor. NCBI's taxonomy places the organism in Eukaryota, Fungi, Ascomycota, Sordariomycetes, Xylariales, Hypoxylaceae. The coding region runs from base 1 to 687 and encodes 228 amino acids. The transcript has 2 exons. The record is from RefSeq and is a predicted model, not a curated record. Gene Ontology annotation, molecular function: oxidoreductase activity, acting on the CH-OH group of donors, NAD or NADP as acceptor.
AUGCCGACUGCCGUUGUGACAGGGGCCAACUCUGGUAUUGGCCAUGCGUUCGCUGAGAUCCUUAUUCGAGAGGGCUACGACGUUACAGCCGCCGACCUCCAUGUAAACGGAAAACUCGCGUCGCUUCAGUGCGACAAAGCACAACUAGAUGUUACAUCCCCGGACUCAAUCGCCUCGUUCGCCUCGUCUUACGGUGACGGGCCAAUUGAUUUACUGCUGAAUAUCGCAGGCAUCAUGGCGCCCAAAGAAAAGGACGCCUUGUAUACGGUGUCGCUCGCUACUCUAACCCAGACAUUCAGCGUUAAUACCUUUGGCCCACUACUCCUUACCCAGGCUCUCCUGCCAAACCUGCUCAAGUCGGACAGCCCAAAGGUAGGCGUCAUGUCGAGCCGCGUCGGCAGCAUCGCGGAUAAUAGCUCUGGCGGGUCGUACGCGUACCGCGCGAGUAAAACUGCUGCGAACAGCGUGUUUAAGAACCUCGCGGUGGAUCUGAGGGAUAAGGGGGUUGUGGUGGUUAUUAUGCAUCCGGGUAUCGUGAAGACGCCGAUGACGGCGAUGGGCGAGGGGAUCGCGGAGGCGGUUUGGCCGGAGGAGGCGGCGGAGAAGCUGUGGGGUGUUGUUAGGGGGAAGGGGUUGGAGGAUUCGGGGAGAUUUUGGCAUAGGGAGGGUUUUGAGUUGCCGUGGUAG